AUGCCUCGCCUACCGCCCUGCCUCUUCCGCCGCGCCCACGCCAUCUCCCCCUAUGCCGCCGUCCUUUUGCCGGCCUGCCGCGAUGUACCCUCCGCGGUGACCGAACUCCGCUGGAUCAGGUCGCACGUCGCGAGCAGCGGUAGGCAGUCGCCAUCAAAGGCGCUUCUGCCCAGCCAAGAUGAGCAAGAAGCCCGCGUCGCACGCCUCUGCGCAAAACGCGGCCGCGGCGUACCGCUGCAGUACGUCCUCGGCUCCCAGCCCUUCGGUGCACUCGACAUCAAGUGCCGGCCCGGCGUGCUCGCCCCGCGCGCCGAGACGGAGGCAUACGCUAUGCACCUGGCCGACAUGAUCUCGCUUGGACAGCUGCCGGGUUUCGAGAGCAGAGAGCUGCGGGUCGUGGACUUUUGUACGGGCACUGGGUGUAUCGCGCUCGCGCUGUACGAGCGUCUUACACGAUGGGCCAAGAAGCUCAGCGUCACGGGCGUCGAUGUCUCGUCCAUCGCCGUCAACCUCUCGCGAGAAAACUUGCGGCGCAACGUGGCUACGAACUCACUAAUACCGCCAUCUCUCGACCUGGAGGUGACUUUCCGAGAAGCAGACGUCUUUCAGGAGGCUGAUAUGCAGUCGCUUCAACGGUGCGAUGUGCUGGUAUCAAACCCGCCGUACAUAUCACGCAAGGUUUGGACCUAUGGCCACGGCCAGAUGGGCUACUCUGUGCGAAAGUACGAGCCGAAGCUCGCGCUCGUGCCGGGGGAGACGGUGCCCAUGUACGAUGGGUGUGAUCAUGCCGACGUCUUUUACGCCAGAAUGCUCGACAUUGGAAGCUGGCUGCGCACGCGAGUCUUACUAUUCGAGGUGGGAGAUGAGGAACAGGCUUUCAGGGUCGUGAAACUCGUCAGACGCAAUGACUUUACGAGACAUGCCUUGUGCGAGCUCUGGAGGGAUUGGCCAGACUUGUCGCCCGAAGAGGAUGAAGUGAGUUCAUUCGAUGUCGAUGGGGAGAUGAUUGCUGUCAAGGGCAGCGGGAAUGUUCGAUCCGUCCUGGUUCGCCCAUGA
Molecule: messenger RNA, 1056 nt
Organism: Colletotrichum acutatum
Lineage: Eukaryota; Fungi; Ascomycota; Sordariomycetes; Glomerellales; Glomerellaceae
Product: HemK family methyltransferase
Exons: 1
Coding region: 1-1056 (351 amino acids)
Biological process (GO): protein methylation
Cellular component (GO): mitochondrion
Molecular function (GO): protein methyltransferase activity; nucleic acid binding
Source: RefSeq, a predicted model, not a curated record